AUGAAAUAUCUGAAUACCGGUGCGGGUGAUAUGCUGGUGUCUUCAUCCCUUUUACCUCCUUCCCAGCUAUCUACAGCAUCAUCUUCCCUUGAUGCCUCUUCCACGGAAGAGAUCCAGCGCCACAUGCAAUCUCACCAACCCCGUAGAAAGGUGUCUGCCAAUCUCCUCACAAAGAGACCUCCAUCGCACAAUCCUAUAACAGAAGACAAGGACUGCCGAAGACUGACUAGUGGGGUCUCUGAUUCGGUAUCGAAAUUUCGAGGCACUGGCAAUGCAUCUUCAGAAAAGAAACGAUAUCCUGAUCUCUGCAUCAUUCUUGUGAUAUUUGUAGGCACAAGUUUGCAAAAUCUAUGCUCUCAGGGUAAUAGGACAACCAAAGGACCUCAAGGAAAAUGUCUCGUUCUUGGUGGAAUGGGACGACGAAAGUCAACAAGUGUCAACAAAUCGAGCUGGAGUCACCCGUUUCUAGAUCAAACAUCAGAUCAAACAUCAACCUUUUCAACCUUACCCACAACGAGUCCCAGCAUCGCGAAGUCUAUAGCCCCAAUCGCUAUGUUCGUUUCGAUCGUCAGCAUUCUGAUCGUAUUUGGAGCAUUAAUUCGAGUUCAUGCUUCCCCAAUAUCGGAAUAUCGCCAUGUCAACUCCUCGGAUGUUUCAAUUCAGGAAUUUGCCCUUCAGAAACUCCUGAAAAGUGCAUCUCCAAUAUUUGGUAACUAUGCGAACAAUCAAUUGAAUACCUCGACGUGGAUGAGCAAGUACCUCGAUUCCACAAAGCUCGUACAUAUGAAUAUUCCCGGAACUCACGACACCGCAACGUGGAACUAUUCACUUGCCACACAGUCCUCACUGUCUGGGAUCACAUCCUUUGGUAAUGCGGCUCCUAGUUCACCGGAAACUUAUCGUUGUCAGAGUAAAUCUAUAAUCGAUAUGCUUGAUGCGGGGAUCCGAGCCUUUGACUUGAGAUUUGCGUUGGACGUUACCAAUACCUCGAUUGUGUUCUGGCAUAGCCAAGCUCUUCUAUCGCAAACUGCUACCUUGGAUGACGUCCUCUUCGGUUAUUAUCACUGGCUUGAUAACCAUCCUUCGGAAGUGGUCUUGUUGAGUCUUCAAUAUGAGGGUAGUACGACGGAAUAUGGAUCGAAUGAUGCGGAAGCACAACUGAAGUUAUUCAAUAUUCUCACAUCUCCAGCAGCGACACAGUAUUUGGUUCAAAGGAAAGAUGAUUUGGGGACCGUUGGUGAAGCACGAGGCAAAAUUAUCCUUCUCCGCCGCUUCGAUUUGGAUCAUUUACCAAACACCUACGAGAAUACUUUGCCGGGUCUUCAUUUAUCCCCUGCUCUUUGGACGGAUAAUUCUCCGGACAUCAGAAUCAUCUAUAAUGCAGCGGCCCAUAUCACAGCUUAUAUAGAGGAUUACUAUGAGCCUGAGACCCCAUCUCAGUCCAAUGCGACGCUCAAUAUUCAAUGGAAGUAUAACGCCACGACGACGCAUCUCCUGAAAGCGGCAGAUAAAUCUCUGGCACCCGAUAGUUUAUGGUGGACGUGGGCAAGCGGAGGUCAAAUUUCGGAUGGCGUGUCUCCUGAAAUAAUGGCGGUUGGAAACGGAACCGCUUAUACGCCAACAGGGGGCAUCAAUCAAAAGUUGGUGACGUUCUUGAAAGGGAUGGAGGGAAAAAGGGUGGGGAUUGUAAUGUUCGAUUUCUUUGAGACGCCUGGAAAUUUGGUAGAGACUUUACUCAGUCUGUAA
Molecule: messenger RNA, 1746 nt
Organism: Sclerotinia borealis F-4128
Lineage: Eukaryota; Fungi; Ascomycota; Leotiomycetes; Helotiales; Sclerotiniaceae
Source: the annotation of a GenBank genome assembly